UCUUCAGUUAACUGUCACCUUGUCUCCUCCCCUCUCACCACACACACCAGCUAGGACAGGGAAGCUCCUUGAAGCUCCGUCAGAGACCCAAGGCCAUCAGUUGACAGACAUUGCUGUGCCCUUGACCCCAUGGACCCGCUGAGGCAGUCCCCCUCCCCCUGCUCGUCAAGACCCUCCAGCCCCAAGACCCCACCCUGCGAGAUGCUUGGUUAUGUGGGCAUUGAGGCCGUGCUGGACCAACUGAAGAUCAAGGCCAUGAAGAUGGGGUUUGAGUUCAACAUCAUGGUGGUGGGGCAGAGCGGGCUGGGCAAGUCCACAAUGUUGAACACCCUUUUCAAGUCCAAGGUGUGGCAGUGCACCCCACCGGGCCUGGAGAUGCCCACACCCCAGACGCUGCAGCUGAAGUCAGUGACCCAUGUCAUCGAGGAGAAGGGUGUGAAGCUCAAGCUGACAGUGACUGACACGCCUGGCUUUGGAGACCAGAUCAACAAUGACAAAUGCUGGAACCCCAUCCUAGGCUACAUUAACGAACAGUACGAGCGGUACCUGCAGGAGGAGAUCCUCAUCACCCGCCAGCGCCACAUUCCCGACACGCGGGUGCACUGCUGUGUGUACUUCGUGCCACCUACUGGACACUGCCUGCGGCCUCUGGACAUUGAGUUCCUACAGCGGCUGUGCCGGACCGUGAACGUGGUGCCUGUGAUUGCCCGGGCCGACAGCCUGACCCUUGAGGAGCGAGAGGCCUUCAGGCGCAGGAUCCAGCACAACCUGAGGACUCACUGCAUCGAGGUGUAUCCACAGAAAUGCUUUGACGAGGAUAUCAAUGACAGGAUCCUCAACAGCAAGAUUCGGGACCGGAUCCCCUUUGCUGUGGUCGGGGCCGACCGACAGCACCUGGUGAACGGGAGGUGUGUCCUGGGCCGGAAGACCAAGUGGGGCGUCAUUGAAGGGCCCACAGUGGGCAAGCCCACAACCAGGAAGCAGACAGACCUGGAAAUCAAGUCCCUCCUUGCAGCGGGGAGGACUCAGGCAAGUUACCUGACUCUCGGGGCCUCAGUUUCCUCACAGUAAAAUGGGCAUCAACCUCAUGCAUGGCCAUUUGCGUCUGUGCAACCAACGAACUGCACAUCUGUACAUGGAAGGUGGUUGGACAGGGCAGGCCACUGCUUUGCAUGAUGCCCACCACCCAGAGGACACCCUAUGCAUUUGCCAGAAUUUGUUGUGGGCCUUCUAUGUGCCAGGCAUACUCUAUGCGCUUCCUCAGGGGAUACACUGAAAGCGGGACAGACAAGGCUCCUGUCCCCAGAGAGCUGAUGAGACAAUGACAGGUGGGAGAAGGCAGGGCAGGA
Prionailurus viverrinus (fishing cat) is the source of this 1349-nucleotide messenger RNA. RefSeq names its product septin 12 (gene SEPTIN12). The transcript has 9 exons. Gene Ontology annotation, cellular component: septin complex; septin ring; cell division site. Gene Ontology annotation, biological process: cytoskeleton-dependent cytokinesis. The coding region runs from base 130 to 1071 and encodes 313 amino acids. NCBI's taxonomy places the organism in Eukaryota, Metazoa, Chordata, Mammalia, Carnivora, Felidae. Gene Ontology annotation, molecular function: GTPase activity; molecular adaptor activity; GTP binding. The record is from RefSeq and is a predicted model, not a curated record.